Gekko japonicus is the source of this 1167-nucleotide messenger RNA. It is a transcript of the gene ZDHHC19, whose product is annotated as zinc finger, DHHC-type containing 19. Lineage: Eukaryota; Metazoa; Chordata; Lepidosauria; Squamata; Gekkonidae. Gene Ontology annotation, cellular component: endoplasmic reticulum; Golgi apparatus. Gene Ontology annotation, biological process: peptidyl-L-cysteine S-palmitoylation; protein targeting to membrane. The transcript has 9 exons. The coding region runs from base 1 to 1167 and encodes 388 amino acids. Gene Ontology annotation, molecular function: protein-cysteine S-palmitoyltransferase activity. The record is from RefSeq and is a predicted model, not a curated record.
AUGGAGCCCGGCGGCAGCCGCGUUGGACGCCUGUAUCUCUUGUCCAGCAUCUUUGCCUCUUUCCACUACAGUUUGCUCCUCUGCCUCACUGGCCUGUUCUUCGCCUUCCCUUGCACCUGGCUCACUCUCCACGUCUCCUGGGGCUUCCCCAUCAUCUGCGGCCUCCUCUUCAUCCCCACCAUGAUCUUCUUCCUCUUCGCCAGUUUCACCGACACGGGCGUUCUCCGCAAAGGCAUCGAAGCUGAGCUGGCGAACCAGGCGGUGAUCAUAAGAGCACCCAGACAGCAUUGGUGUAACCGCUGCCAGCUCCACGGCCUGCCGCACACCUUCCACUGCGCCUGGUGCAAUACCUGUGUAGAGGACUUUGAUCACCACUGCAUGUGGAUCAACAACUGCGUUGGCCGCCACAACAUCCGCUCCUUCUUCCUCUUUGUGGUCUUCCUGAGCAGUUACAACGCAGCCGUCAUGGCUUCCUGCCUCGCCUACCUGGUGCUCAACUCCCAGCAGCCCUUCAGCGUGGAGAAGAUUUGCACAAUCGUGGUGACCAUCCCCACGGCCUUCUACCUCCUCCCGCUACUCAUCCAGCUCAGCAACCAGCUCGGCAACAUUUGGACGGCUCGAUACAGAUGCAAGCUCCAGGAUCACGCUACGCAAAGGAAAUCCUUCCCAACUCCCCUGGCCUGGUGGUGGACCCCAGCUUUGCACAUCCAGCACAGAUCAAGGUCCAGGGGGACAUCGGCCACGCCAAAAGCACCGGCCCAGAAAGCCCGGAAAGCUCUGGCACUCCUCCAGUUCCCCCCGUUUUCCAGCUCCCGCCUGACCACUCCAAGCCCUUCCCCGGGCGGCUGCCCUGGAGCCAAGCCGGGUGAGUGGAGAGCAACCAACGCCUGGCGCCACUUCCUGGCUUCCAUGGGAAGCAUUCUGCAUCCGAAGGGUUCCGCUCCGGGAGAGUCGACACAGCACGUUGCGCAGGAGGCCACCAAGAAGAAAAGCAGCUGGUCUCUGAACACCGCGGACAGGAGGACAGAGAUCCCCAUCCCAGAAAUGCCGGAGUCCCUGCAGCUGCUGGAUGAAGACCAAGACACUCACUGGAAAUGCCAGCUCUACAUCAACAGACGUGCCCCUUCGUCCCCCACGGGCACCCUCCUCUCUCUGUCAGAUAUCUGA